AUGGGCUGUUAUCUCAUGGAGUGUACCUAGUUAUAUUCCAUCAGACUAUCCCAUUAUCACAUAUGAGAUAGGAUAUCAUAUCUUAGAGUCUGGUAACUGUUCAAUGGUAGAUGAUGAUGACAUUGAUAUUCAAAGACUACAGUUCUCUAAUUCAACCAAUGGCAAUACAUUUAUUAACAUUACUGGUCUUAAUGAUAUGUCUUGUUAUAUUUUUGGUGUACGUGCAUACACUGAUAAUGGAUAUGGAGAAUGGACAGUUAUUGCUAAUGAGACACUAGAGCUACCAACAGAUACAGUAUCUGAUAAUGGCAGUAAUCAAGAAGUUGCUAUUGGUGUUAGUGUAGCUCUUGUACUUAUACUUUUAACUGGAAUCAUAGUAGUAUCUCUUGUUUUGUUCAUUGUAUACAUGAGAAAAUCAAGAAGCAGUGUUAAAAUGAAGCCUAGAUCUACUGCACAUAAAACUGACUAG
Amphimedon queenslandica is the source of this 469-nucleotide messenger RNA. Its product is annotated as ephrin type-A receptor 4-like. Gene Ontology annotation, molecular function: protein binding. The record is from RefSeq and is a predicted model, not a curated record. The transcript has 4 exons. The coding region runs from base 104 to 469 and encodes 121 amino acids. Lineage: Eukaryota; Metazoa; Porifera; Demospongiae; Haplosclerida; Niphatidae.